AUGUUAGCAUUUAUUUCUAAGCAAAGUUCAUACGGAGUAACAAAUCGUGUUAUUCAUAGCUAUAAGCAAUUACUCUCCAACACUAGCAAUAGUUGCAUAUAUAGAUCUAAUCAAAUAUCUUUUAAUGGAGCAACUUCAUUUGUCAAUUAAUAAAAAUACUUGCAUGCAAAUCUAAAUCAAAAUGUGAAAAUGUUUGAUGUUUAGCACAAUUUAUUUAAUGGCUCUGUCAAAUAAACAAAUGAGCCCGCUACAACUUCAAACAAUCAAACUCUUUAACAGCUUUUCGAAUAAGUCAAACCAAAAACUCUUUUUGAAAAGGAAAAGCAAUAGUAAGAGCUUUAUCAUUUAUAAUAUAAGCACAUUCGCAAGGAGUAUCUCAUCGAAGGUGCUCGCGCUUCUCAAAUUUUAAUUCAAUUAGAUGGCAAUCUGCUUGAGGAUUGCUGCUAAAUUUUCUUUAAUGAAUUCUUAAGCAACAGAGAAAAAGUUCCAAGCAAAAUUUCUUUGGCUAUUGAAAAGUGUUAUAAUGAAAAACUAGAACGCUUCAUCACAGAAGAAGAAAGAAUCAUUCGUGAUGAUCCCUAUAAAAUAGCAGAGAGAUCUCAGGAGAUAUUUAAAAGCUUGAAAAUAAUAUUAGAAAUAAUGGAUAAAGGAAAUAAGGGAUUAUUGACAGGCGAUUUGCAUCCUAAAUUAAUAGAUGGAUGCAGCAAGGUAUUUCCAGAAACUCUAAAAAAGCUUUAGGAGUUUUAGCAUUAGAAUAUCGAUGGAGGCAGUAGCUUGUCAUUUGAAUAGAUUGUAGAUAGCAUGUACAACACAAUUUCUGUUUAUGCUUUUUAGGAAAUGUUUAAACUGCCUUUAUAUGGAAUUAAAUAUCCUGAUUUAGAAAAUAAAAGAAAUUUGUUUGAGAGACAGCUUAUCUUGGAAUAGGAAUCUUAGUCUUAGGCAGUCAAUAAGUUCUUGAAGGUUUACGAAGAUUUGAAUAAGUUUGGGUUGGCUGUCAAUAUAGGAUUUGCAAAAAGAUAUAUUAUGAAUUGGUUUCCUAAUUUGUGCAAGGUCAUUAAAGAAGAGUAGCAACAGUGUUUAUUAGGAGAACUAAAGGGAGAAAGAAAAUAUUAUGCAACAUAUUUGACAAAGCUUUCUGCAGAGAGAAUAGCUAUUUUGAGUUUAACUGAGUUGAUGAAGCAGAUUUUGCGUAUUUCCAAUAAAUUCAAAGAAAGCGCUGAGAACAUGGAAAACACAAUCGUUGAUUGCAGCAUUGUUUCUAAAGCCAUUUUUUCAUCUAUUGGUGAAGCCGUAAAUUUGCAAUACAUUUAUGAGUAAGAAGAGAAGCUGAAUAAAGAAAAGGAAAAGAAAGAUCUCGAAAGUUUGGUUGAGAAGAUAAAUUCUAAUAACACUUCUAACUCUUCUGAAGAGGAAGUCACUCAACGUGCUAAAAAGUAUCUUGCUGACAAAACAAAGGAAGCCAAUUAAAAGAUCAUGGAGAGUCUUUACAAAAAGAAGAAUUCCACUUCUAAAUUGAAUUAUUAAGAAAUAGGAAUUCCCAAGACCAUCUAGCUUAAGAUCGGCUCUCUCUUAAUUUAUUUGAUGAAAGAGACUAUUCAAAUAAGAAAUGAAUAGAAUUUCUGGAUUCAUUUGCUUGUUCCUUCCUACAAAAAGUCAAAGAAUAAUGAUGGUUAUGUUGGUGUUAUCAAUAUUAAUGAAGACUUUAUCAUUUCUCUCUAUGAAUAGUCAGAAAAGAGUGAGUCUCCUUUCAUGCAUCUAGAAAGAUGUCUGCCAAUGAUCUACAAACCUGCUCCUUGGUAAGACUACGAAAUUGGAGGAUAUUACUAACGUCCCACAAAUCUCAUGCGUAUCCACGAAUCUCCAAUUUAAGAAAAAGUUUUAUCCUACUCUGAUCUCUCUAAAAUGUACAACAUCUUAAACACAGUCAGUCAGACAGCUUGGAGAAUUAACAAAAAAGUUUUUGAUGUCAUGGAAAAAAUUUGGGAAGAAGGUGGUGGCUAAGGUGAAAUUCCUCGCCGUUUUUAUGAUUACAAAGACUAUGUUUAUCAAUAUUAACUCAAGGAGUGCAAGAAUAGAGAUGAAUAAUAAAGACUGAUGAAGAAAAUUUAGGAACAAAGAGAUAUGCAUUCAAUGAGAAGUGAUUUCUAACUCAAAAUUAAUGUUGCAAAGGCAUUCAGAAACAUAGAAAAGAUUUAUUUCCCUCAUAAUGUCGAUUUCAGAGGUCGUAUUUAUCCUAUCCCUCCUCAUUUGAAUCACAUGGGUGCAGAUAUUUCUCGUGGUCUCCUCGAGUAUUCAGAGAGCAAGAAAAUUGGAAAAACCGGCUGGUAUUGGCUUAAGGUUCAUCUUUCCAAUUUACUUGGUUAGGACAAGCUUUCCUUCCCCGAAAGAGUCGCAUUUGCUGAAUCUUAAUUUGAAAACGUAAAAAGAUGGGCUUCCGAUCCAUUGAAACACAGAGAAUGGAUUCAAGUCGAAGACGCAUGGUAAGCUCUUGCUACAAUUUUCGAUGUAGCUGAAGCACUCAAGCUAGAAAACCCAGAAGAUUACAUUUCUCACUUGCACGUUCACAUGGAUGGUUCAUGUAACGGUCUACAGCAUUAUGCAGCUAUUGGUAGAGAUAAAGAUGGUGCCAUGCAGGUUAAUCUGAUGAAUGCUUAAAAGCCAGGUGAUUUGUACAGUCACGUAGCAAGAAUGGUCGAACAAAGAGUAGGAAAAGAUGCAAAUGAUGACUUAGCUAAGUAUAAUGCAAUCGCUAAAAAGCUAUCUGGUAACAUCAAGAGAAAAGUAGUUAAAUAAACAGUUAUGACAUCAGUCUACGGUGUCACCUUCGUAGGUGCAAGAAAGUAGAUUUAUAAGCAAUUAAGAGAUAAAGAUUUCCUAACAGAAGAAGAAGCCUAUGAAGCAUCUUAUUACUUAGCCCAAACAACUCUAGACUGUAUUAAAGAUCUUUUCAGUUCUGCUCACUACAUCAAAAAGUGGUUAAUUAACUGUGCAGGUCUCAUUGCAAACACAUCUAAUCCCGUCAGUUGGAUCACUCCUAUGGGCUUGCCUGUUGUUCAACCUUAUAGAUCAAAGGGACAAUUAGAUGUGAUUAACACUGUGAUACAAAAAAUAGCAGUAGAACAAGAUUCAGAUAGACUACCCAUAAAUAAGUCAAAAUAAAGAUCUGCCUUCCCUCCCAAUUAUAUUCACUCUCUCGAUUCUACUCACUUGAUGUACACCGCUUUAGAAUGUAUCAAACGUGGCAUGCAUUUUGCAGCUGUUCACGAUUCUUAUUGGACUCACGCCUGCGAUAUUGAAGAAAUGCACAAAAUUUUGAGAGAACAAUUCGUUAAAUUGCACAGCCAACCUCUGCUUGAAGACUUAAAAGCAUCCUUCGAAAGAAGAUAUCCAAACAUAGAAUUCCCAGAGAUUCCAAACAGAGGACUACUCGAUUUAGAAGAAGUUAAAAAGAGUACUUAUUUCUUUUGUUGA
Molecule: messenger RNA, 3471 nt
Organism: Tetrahymena thermophila SB210
Lineage: Eukaryota; Ciliophora; Oligohymenophorea; Hymenostomatida; Tetrahymenidae
Product: DNA-directed RNA polymerase
Exons: 10
Biological process (GO): mitochondrial transcription
Cellular component (GO): mitochondrial DNA-directed RNA polymerase complex
Molecular function (GO): DNA binding; DNA-directed RNA polymerase activity
Source: RefSeq, a predicted model, not a curated record